CGUGCUUUUUCGUGCUUGUGUUGAGCGUGGCUUUCGAGUGGGGUCAGGCCUCGGACCGGCCCGACCCACAGCCACAUUUACGUAACAUAUGCUAGUACCACUUGUGUAUCUUCCUUAUGGUCUAGGUGGGUCUUGCAUUCCUGACGGAAAAUAUCGUAGUGUGAUUUUAGUUCCACACUUAAAAUUUGAGUAUAGUUAAUUAAUUAUAUAUUAUUUAAUUUUUCUACUUACUUCUUCAUAAAACUGUUCAAGAUUCGCCAUGAGUUAUAGGCGAGGCCGACGUCUUCAGGUUGUGGAUCAUUAAAUUCAUUAGUGUCCUACUAUUUAGCAAGUUGAAUGAUUUUGUUGUCAUAUUCCCUUUUGCGACCAAGACAUGUUACGUAUCUCAAGAAUCACAAAUUAUCAAAAUUGAUAUAAUUGGUUUAAUUAGAUAAUUCUCUUCUGAUCCAUACCACGUACUAUCACACUUGAAUAAUUUCAUUCAUAUAAGUUAUUACGUAUACUAAUUUAAAACCGAGGGCGUUCUUAAGUGAAUCUGAACUUAUCUGAAUUUAAUGAAACUGAUUAGAUUUGAUAGAGCUUUAUCAGACCUGAUUGCAAGAGAUUAAACUUGAGAGAUAUGACGUGGUUGAGACUUAUAUGACAUGAGAGAACUUGAUUGUAACUUAUUUGAACUUAUUUGACAUGAAACUUACUUUUUCUUAAGGGGAAAAGAACACAUCUUCAAUAUAUAUAUCCUCUAAUGUAAAAUACUAAUAUAUGGUACGAAACUAAACGUCUUAUUAGGAGUAGAUGAUUAAAACCAACACAAGUUUGUAAAGCUGUAGGGGAACUCACCUUACGACUUAAAAUGUCAUUAGAUUGAGCUUCAUCAGCUAUAAAUGCUUAGAAGUGACUCAAACGACUUACGUAAUUUGACUAGUUAACUAACCAUGAUUAAUCAUAAAGAUACUUUUGUGUGGUAGAGAAAUAAAAGGCUCAAAGCAUACAUGUGCUCUUACUUUUAUGCAUGUUGGUCGACGUUACGUACGGACGUUCUUAAUGUUCAAGUAAUCAAGUGGUUUGCAUGACAAAAUUGACAAUUGACAAUUGACAACCGGGUAAGGUUGCUCUCUACGUAUCAUCCUUUGAUUGAGUUUCUAGUUUCUUCUUUUAUGAUUUUGUAUUUGUCAACUCACAACUUUGACCGUAAAUUACCACUUAGUAAAAGUUAGAAAUUAAAAUAAUAUUUUGAAGCUAUUUAUUGAGAAAUAUACACUUAACACCAUUUUACAUUAUCUUGUUUAAUAUUUGUUUUAAAAUUUUACACAUGAAUAGAAAAGUACAUUAAAUUACGCCUUUAAAAUACGGAGUAUAAUGCAAAAGUCAAAAUCAUUGUAAUUAAUGAAUUUCACACGAACUGAAAUCCUAACUUCUGUGUACCUUUCCUUUUCAAAAAAAAAAAAAAAGUUUUGUAAGGUGCAAUGGAUAUACAAGUGAAUCUUGAUUAUUAUCAUUAGCCCAUUGGAUGGAUAACAACUAAUUUGUCUUCUGCCAACGAAGAACAACUAACAACAAGGCCCUACAACAAGUAACAAAGAGGCCCUACAACAAGUAACAAAGAGGCCCUACAACAAGGUCCAGUCCAAUUCACAUACAAAAGGGUUGACAUCACUUCCUCCCUAGUGUAGUUAUAUAGUUCGUUGGCGUUCAGUAAUUAAGCAAUGUCUUUGCCUAGUGAAACUGAAAAACUGAAAAGGUUUUCACAUUCAAACCGGGUGUCGAAAUUCAAUCCUCACUAGACGUACUCUCCCUUACUAUUUACCCUCCCCUUCUAAAGAUGGAUGUGGGUCACGUGAGGUUGGGCUUUGGACCGAGCCCAUAGUCGUGGGCCUAAACGGCUCGACCCACGCCAAGCCCACUUUACAUCGUGCUGAGUCAGGACAGGUCGUAAAGUUCAAAACAGGGCCCAGGCCCACGAACAGUCGUGCCUGGCUGGGCCAUUGUACCUAAGCCUAAUUUUACUAAAUUUAGCGUGUCUCGUCGUGUCGAGUCGAGUCUUGUCUUGCUUUAUCGUGCUUUUUCCAAAAAAAAAUUGCGGCUAAGGACAGACCCACAACUUCAUGCUCGUGUCGGACCGUGCUUCUUUUUUCCUUGUCGAGGCCCAAUCCCAACCCACAACCAUAUUUAGCCCCCCCACCCCCAAAAUGUCUUGCCCAUUUACCCAAAUCGGGUUAACCUGAACGAGAUUCCUGCCCGGACCCUUCAUCUUACCGUAUUAAAAAGAGACGGUCGAAUCUAGCCACUUUUGCUCUCCUUUUCCCGGGCCAACGUAGCACAAUCAACUUGCGUGUGACUAAGCAAAUUGAGGGAGAGGGACGAGUGAAAUGGCCAUUUAAUGUAUCUUAUUUAUUUGCUUGUUCAUGUUCUUCUCAAUUAGAUCUCCUCUAUCAGCCUAUUAGAACAAUAAUGCGUGUUCAUGAUGUCCAAACCCUGUGGCGGCUACGAGGACGACGUCUCGUAAUUAACUCGUAAGUAAGUACGUAGGAAGUAUUUGUAAUGAAUUUGGUCACUAAAUACAUUCAAUGACAUGAAUAUUUGUCAAUAAAGGUAUUCGAACCCAUGAACUAUUUGUCAUCAAAAUUGUAUUUCAAUGAAUUUGUUAGUUGCCUUUAGUUAUCUAGUUUACGUCAUUAUCAAUGAUGUCUUGGUCUGGUGGUUAAGAUUAAGGGUUUGUGUAUUAUAUAUAGGUCCCGGGUUUGAAUCGCCUCGACGCCUCCUCUAUUUGCGAUUUAUAUUGCUCAUGUGGCUCAUUUGCAACCAAAAAAAACUAAAACUAAAACUAAUUUAUGUCGUUGAGUGUCUUUAGUAACCACGUCUAUUAUGAUUAAGCUCCUCCGAAAAGAAUAAUCAUCAAAAGAGAAGUUGGACCCAGAUUUGGGCUACAUCUUGUUUUGGGCUUCAAGUGUGGGCUUAUUUAUCAAAUCUCUGUGUUGAAUUGGGCUUAUCAUCAGUGAGAUGAAGAAUAACAGAAAUGCAAUGAAGUUCAUUCAUUAGGACCAACUAAAAGAUCGUCUAGUGAUCAUUAUAUUACUCCCUCCUACGGAUGGGCAUGGGUCCAGGAUCCGGCCCGGGCUCGGUUGGACCCGGUCCAUUUUCAAGGUUCUGGGUCUAAUUAUUUGAGACCUGGGUCCAAUAUUCUCAAAAUCAGACCCGGUCCAGAUCCGACCCAUGGACCCGGUCAAUUAUUAGAAAUUAGAAAUAGUAUAAUUACAUACAUGCCUGCAUUAGUAUUUUGGCACUAAUUUGCGAAUUGUGAUAUUUUAUGUACCGAAUGUGAAUAUGUGAUGGUAAAUGACGGUUAAAUUAAUGGUGCGGGAAAUUUUUCUAAGACAAAAAUGUUUAAAAUGAAAAAACUCUAGACCCAUUUUUUACCCAGACCCAUUAGACCCAUUGGAUAAGGGUAUGGGUCUGCAUUUUUUUAGACCAAAUGGAUCUAGGGCGAGUCUGGGUCUGCCUCAAAAUAUGGGUAUGUGUCUCACCAGAUCCGGCCCAUGCUCAUCCCUACAGUCCCUCCGUCCCUAAAUGAUCGCCCCAUUUGAUUUGUCACGGUUAUCAAGACACAACUUAAAACGUAAAUAUCUCUAAAUAUAUUUAUGUAAAAAUUACAAAAAGUUGAUAUUCCGAAUAUAUACAUGAAACGAAUCUAAUUAACAGGACCCAACAUGAUUAUAUUAUUUCUUAUAGGCUAAUGAGAAUACAUUUGACCCAAAAAAAUACAAUGGGGUAGUUUUUAAGGGACAGAUGGAGUAGUACAUAAGUAACAUAACAAUUCUAAGAUGUUUGGCAAAGAAAAUUUAGUUUAGGACAAAAUUAUCACAUACUUGCCAUUUCAAGUAAAAUUUCUCAAAGUUAGAUACUUUAACCUCUUAUUACGUACUUUCUUGUACAUUUUCUCUAUGUUUUGCCAACUAUUAUUGUGCGCAAUUACGUAGGACAUAGGGAUUCCAAGGAAGAGGAUGAAAGUUUAUCCAUCUAAGUAUUACUCAAAUCAUUUUAUUGUAUGGAGUAGUAAUUUUAAUCCUCUUAUUUAUUUUCACAUGAUGUACUUAUGAAAAUAGUCCAUGCAAAUACGUACUAAUUUCUUCACGUAACGUAAAAGAAACAUACCCAUGCAUCAAGUUUAAUACUUACAAGCCAAUAGGUGUAUAUUAAUGGACCUCCGAUCAAUAGCAUUGUUAUUAUCUUAAUUAGCACCAUUAAUCAACUAUUAGUACAAAGUUCUAAUAGAAAUGGCCAAAAAUAAUCUUUUGGUAGUGCUUUUUGCUUUCAUAUCACUUUCUUCCUUAUUACUAGCAUCACAAACCCUAGCCAAAAAUGACAUAAAUUGGUGGUGCAACCGAACCACGAAUCCCGGACCAUGUAAACGUCUCAUGAGCCACCUCGAACCCAGUGACAAAGCCGAGUUCCAAAAAAUGACGAUCCAGAUAGCUCUGGAUCAUGCCGUUCUAGCACGUAAUCACACGAAAGAGCUCGAGCACAAAUGUCAAAAUGAGCGCGAGAAGGGUGCAUUAGCCGAUUGCCUAACCCUUCUCGAUAGCGCGAUCUUUGAGCUUAAGAAAACCCUAAACCCUAAUCAAAAGGGUUACACAGAGAAUGAUAAACAAACUUGGCUUAGCACUAGUUUAACCAACCUUGAGACUUGUAAACCCCCGUUUAAAUUACCAUAUUUAUCCAACAAUGUUGUUUCUAACUUAAUUAGCAAUAGCUUAGCCGUGCACCACAGCGUCGUCCCUAACCCUAACUCUAACCCUAACCCUAACACACAACCAUAUAAGCAAGGGUUCCCUACAUGGGUCACUAGACGCGAUAGGAAGCUAUUGCAAGGUUCUAGGUUAGCCACCGCGGCUAACCUAGUGGUGGCUCAAGAUGGGUCGGGGAACUUCAAGACUAUUCGGGAGGCUCUUGAUGAUGUCGCGGCUAAGAGAACCGGAAAUGGGAGGUUUGUCAUCCAUGUUAGAAGGGGUGUGUAUGAAGAAUACCUUGUGAUUGGUACCGAUUUGAAGAAUAUUAUGCUAGUAGGCGAUGGAAUGCAAAGUACCAUCAUUACCGGUAAUAGAAGUUAUGGAGGAGGUUUCACAACUAUAAACUCUGCAACCGUUGCGGUAACGGGAGAGGGAUUUAUAGCUCGAGGAAUAACAUUCCGUAACACCGCCGGUCCCGAGAAUCUCCAAGCCGUAGCACUCCUAGUCGGCUCCGACCACUCGGUCUUCUACCAAUGUGGUUUCGAAGGCUACCAAGACACGCUCUACGCCCUCUCACAAAGGCAAUUCUAUAGAGAAUGUGACAUCUAUGGUACGGUCGAUAUAAUAUUUGGUAACGCGGCCGCAAUAUUCCAAAAAUGUAACAUAAUCGUUAGGAAACCUCUUACAACGGAAAAAAAUACCGUGACCGCCCAAGGAAGAACUGAUCAUAACCAAAACACGGGCAUUGUUAUACAAAAUUCGCGCAUCAUUCCUUCGUCUGACCUUAAACCUUUCAUUUCGUCGAUCCAAUCUUUCUUAGGACGGCCGUGGAAACGAUAUUCUCGGACCGUCGUAAUGGGGAGCUACCUUGAUAGCCUUAUAAGUCCUCAAGGUUGGUUAGAAUGGGAUGCUACAAGUUUUGCACUUAAUACAUUGUAUUAUGCUGAGUACAAAAAUUAUGGGCCAGGAUCUUUAACAAAUGGAAGAGUUAAGUGGGGAGGGUACAAGAUUAUUACAAAUGUUUCUCGAGUUUCUCAGUUUUCUGUUGCUAGUUUUAUUGGUGGUCAAUCUUGGUUACCAACUGCUGAUGUUCCUUUUACUGUUGGUGUAAUAUUUGAUUAAAGAAUAUAUUAAUUAUUUGUUUAUUGAAAAUUUUAAUAAUCUAAAGGCCGAUCUAUUGAUGUAAUAUUUGAUUAAAGAGUAUAUUAAUUAUUUGUUUAUUGAAAAUUUUAAUAAUC
Molecule: messenger RNA, 5962 nt
Organism: Spinacia oleracea (spinach)
Lineage: Eukaryota; Viridiplantae; Streptophyta; Magnoliopsida; Caryophyllales; Amaranthaceae
Product: pectinesterase-like
Exons: 2
Coding region: 4272-5846 (524 amino acids)
Biological process (GO): cell wall modification
Molecular function (GO): pectinesterase activity; enzyme inhibitor activity
Source: RefSeq, a predicted model, not a curated record